AUGAAACAGUACAUAUUUAAACGAGUCGGGCUCUUCUUCCCUACAAUCAUCCUCAUUACCAUCAUAGUUUUUGUGGUGAUGCGCCUGAUUCCCGGGGAUGUGUGCCUCGCGAUAUUGAGCGAUGGCGAGGCGACGUUCACCCAGGAAGAGCUCAUCGACUGUCGUAUUGAACUCGACCUGAACAAGCCUCUGGUAAGCCAGUAUUUCGACUGGAUCGGUGGCGUCCUUCAGGGUGACUUCGGAAACUCUUACUGGUUCAAGGCACCGGUGAUGGAGGAGCUGGCCGACCGGAUUCCGGUCACUGUCGAGCUGACCAUCAUCUCGAUGUUGAUCUCGGUAAUCAUUGCCGUUCCCCUGGGGAUCGUUUCGGCGUUGCGGCCGGAAAGCCCACUGGACUAUGCGUCGCGUGUGUUCACCAUGGCCGGGAUUGCCAUGCCGACCUUCCUUAUUGCCAUCCUCCUGCUACUGUUGUUGGUGAAGGUUGGUGGCCUGGCGCCGCUGAAUUACGUGAACCUCUGGGAAGACCCACUGACCAACCUGCACCAGAUGAUCUACCCCGCGCUGGCCUUGGGUUUCUACGAAAUGGGGUUCGUGGCGCGCGUGACCAGGUCCGCGAUGAUGGAGAUCAUCCGCGAAGACUACAUGCGCACCGCCCGCUCCAAGGGUCUGAGCGAGAACUCGGUGGUCUACGGGCACGGUCUUAAGAACGCCCUGCUGCCCGUGCUGACCACCUCUGGCUGGAUUUUUUGCCCGCUUGUUCGGCGGCACGGUCAUUAUCGAGACCAUCUUCCUGCUGCCGGGGAUGGGCCGGAUUCUCAUUGA
Geodia barretti is the source of this 822-nucleotide messenger RNA. The record is from the annotation of a GenBank genome assembly. NCBI's taxonomy places the organism in Eukaryota, Metazoa, Porifera, Demospongiae, Tetractinellida, Geodiidae.